AUCGCCUAAAAACAAAAUUAAACUAAAACCAGUGCCUUUAUUCGAUUUGAAAAUUCGCAUAGCGAAAUCUUUACUUUCUGUCUACAAUUGAAUUUGCCAAAGCGUAGAGAUGGACGUGGAAAAGCGCGUGAAGCGGAACAAGAACCCCAGGCAUGGUGCCAACUUCAUAUCUUCGAUGCUCUUCUUCUAUAUGUUCCCUAUUUUCUGGUCGAGCUGGAAGUACGGACUUAAAGAGGAGGAUCUGUUCGAGCCGCUGGAAGAGCACAGGUCUAACGUAGUCGGGGAUAAAUUGGAGACGGAAUGGAAGAAGCAGCAUAGGAAGCACAAGAAAUGGGCGCUGCACAUAGCGCUCUUCAGAGUUUUCGGUCUCGAAUUCAUGACGAUCGGCGUGCUGACGCUCAUCAAAGAAGUUGGCAUGAUUAUUUUCACUCCAAUUUUGAUCGGCAAAUUGGUGUCGUUCUUCGCCAAAGGACAGGUCGUGAUGUCGGACGAUGAGGCUUAUGUUUACGGCGGUCUGCUCAUCCUGUGCUUGGUAGUGGACAGACUGAUCACUCAUCCGACGAUGAUGUGGAUCAUGCACGUGGCUAUGAAGCUGAGGAUCUCUUGCAGCACUUUGAUCUACAGAAAGACGCUGAGAUUGAGCAGGGGAGCUCUCGGGAAAACUACGGUUGGUCAAUUAGUCAAUUUACUUUCGAACGAUGUGAGCAAAUUCGAUCAGGGUUUCGUGUUGGCCCAUUUCUGCUGGAUAGCACCCAUCCAAACGGCCGUUGGUACAUAUUUCCUGUAUAAGCAAAUCAAUGUAGCCGCGUUUCUAGGAGUCGCUUUUCUCUUGAUGUUUUUGCCACUUCAAAUGUGGUUGGGUAAAAGGACUUCGGUGCUUAGAUUGAGAACUGCGCUGAGGACGGACGAACGCGUGAGGCUGAUGAACGAAAUCAUAUCUGGUAUUCAAGUGAUCAAGAUGUAUACGUGGGAGAAGCCCUUCGCCAAAUUAGUUUCCUUAAUUAGAAAGAAAGAGAUCCAAUCGAUCCGACAGCACAAGUACUUGAUUGGGUUAACCUAUUCCUUCGAGACGUUCGUGUCUCGCGCCGCGAUCUUCAUUAGUUUAAUAGCCUACGUAAUGAUGGGGGAUAGCAUCGACGCGGAGAGGGUUUUUGCUAUCACGUCCAUCUACAAUGUGAUGAGAACUGUGAUUACUUUCCUAUUUUCUAUAAGUAUUUCUUCGAAUGCGGAGGUGAACGUGUCAAUAAAGAGGAUGCAGAAGUUCUUGAGCUACGAGGAGCUACCGGAGAGGAAUGUCGUUCCACCUAACGUGGUGCUCAAUGGCAAUGCGAACAUUAAGACUACUCCGCACGUUCUUCUCAAGAACGUGAGCGCGAAAUGGGAACAAGAAUCGGCUGAAUACAACCUGAAGGACCUGAACGUCGAAAUCAGGCAGAGUCAGCUGUUCGCUGUUAUUGGGCCUGUGGGGAGCGGUAAAAGCAGCUUGCUGAAUGUUAUACUUAAGGAAUUGCCUGUUAGCGAGGGAGUGAUGGAUCUGUCAGGGCGAAUUUCGUUUAGCGCUCAAGAACCUUGGUUGUUCUCUGGUAGCGUGCGACAGAACAUACUGUUCGGGGAGGAGAUGGACGAGGAGAGAUACAAGCAUGUUUGCAAAGUGUGUGCCUUAGAGUCAGAUUUUGACUUGUUGCCUUACGGGGAUAAGACUUUGGUCGGUGAGAAGGGUAAGGCCCUAAGUGGAGGGCAAAAAGCGCGCGUUAACUUGGCCAGGUGCGUUUACAAAAAGGCCGAUAUUUACCUACUGGAUGAUCCUCUUUCCGCGGUCGACGCGAACGUCGGAAAGCAGCUGUACAAGGAGUGCAUCAAGGGUUAUCUGAGCAAUAAGAUCUGCAUUCUGAUCACGCAUCAGCUGCAGUAUUUGAAGAACGCCGAUCGGAUUCUAAUAUUGAAAGAAGGAAACGUUGGUGGUCAAGGGACUUACAAGGAGCUUCAAUCGAGCGGUUUGGAUUUCGCGAAGCUACUCGAGGAGUUCCAGGACGAUGAGAACGUCGAGAAGAAACGGGUGAAAUCUCGUCAGAACUCUGAAGCAUCCGAGGUUACUUUGGAGGAGGCAGACGAAGAUAGCGAAAGCGAUGACGAGGGUCCGAGCGUUGAAAAGGAGAAAAUGGGAAGCGGAAGCAUCACCUUCGACACUUACUCAUCGUACUUCCGCGCCGGAGGAAAUUACUUCCUCGUGACCUUUUUAAUUGCCAGCUUCAUUUUCUCUCAAGCCUGCUCCAAUGCCAGCGACUAUUACAUAACUUACUGGGUCAACACGGAGCAGGAUAUGUCGGAGAAGAAUUACACUCAAUUAAGCCCCGAGAAGGAAAUAUCCAUUCGUUACCAAGUGAUUUACGAGUAUUCGGCUGUGAUGAUAGCGACAAUAAUUUUAGCGGUCUUCCACUGCAUUUUCUUCUUUAUAUUCUUCAUGCACGCCUCCAUCCAUCUGCACGACAACAUCUUCUCGCAGCUUCUGCAAGCCACCAUGAAAUUCUUCAACACGAAUCCGACUGGGAGGAUCCUGAACAGAUUCUCCAAAGAUCUCGGCAUCAUCGACGAAUACAUUCCGCUCGUUCUGUUCGACGUGCUUGAAGUUGGACUUCUUUUAAUCGGUACGAUAGUGCUUACCUCUAUAGUGAAUCCUUGGCUUUUGUUACCCGCUAUAGUUUUGAUGACGCUCUUCUACUUUAUGAGAGUCGUGUAUUUGAAGACGAGCAGGAGUGUGAAGAGAAUUGAGGGAGUCACGAGAAGUCCGAUCUUCGGACAGAUGACUGCCUCUAUGCACGGAUUGAGCACGAUCAGAGCAUUCAACGCCGAAAAAAUUCUGAUUAGAGAAUUUGACCAGUUUCAAGAUCUGCACAGUUCGGCUUGGUACCUGUUCAUAGCAUCGACGAGGGCGUUCGGAUUCUGGCUGGAUAUGAUCUGCAUUAUAUUCAUUUCGUUGAUUAUUAUGACUCUUCUGCUGCUGAACAAAGAUAUGCAUGGAGGAGAUAUGGGUCUGAUUAUAACCCAGUACAUGGGAUUAAUGGGUUCGCUGCAAUGGGGGAUGAGACAGUGGAGCGAGCUGGAGAAUCAAAUGACGUCGGUGGAGAGGAUUUUGGAUUACACGAAAUUGGAGAAUGAGCCGGAGAGGGAAUCCAAAGCUUUGCCGGAUAAUUGGCCGAGGCAUGGAAAGUUGACCUUUAAAAAUCUCAGCAUGAGGUACAAUCCGGAAGAUGCGCCUGUAUUGAAAGAUCUAUCGUUCACGAUCAAUCCGGGAGAGAAAAUUGGAAUUGUCGGAAGAACGGGCGCCGGAAAGUCCUCGAUUAUCGUGGCACUGUUCCAGCUUUACCCGGUGGAAGGAUCGAUCUUGAUCGACGACGUUGAUACCACCGCGUUACCAUUAGACACGUUGCGUUCAAAAAUAGCUAUAAUCCCGCAAGAACCCGUUCUAUUUUCCGGAACGAUGAGGAAGAAUCUGGAUCCGUUCGACGAAUAUCCCGAUAACAUCCUGUGGGACGCUCUGGAGCAGGUGGAACUCAAAGAGGUCAUCGCCGAAAUGCCUUCCAGUCUGAGCACGAACAUCUCGGAAGGUGGCACGAAUUUCAGCGUCGGCCAGCGUCAGCUGGUGUGUCUCGCCAGGGCUAUAAUUAGGAACAAUAGAAUCCUCGUUUUGGACGAGGCCACUGCCAAUGUCGACCCUCACACCGAUUCGCUCAUUCAGAAAACGAUCAGAAAGAAGUUCGCCGACUGCACCGUGCUCACAAUAGCGCACAGAUUGCACACGGUCAUGGAUUCGAACAAGAUCCUCGUGAUGAACGCCGGCACAAUGGUCGAGUUCAACCAUCCUUACAUCCUGCUGCAAAAGGAUGGCGGCAUCCUCAAGGAUAUGGUCGAAACUACAGGAACAUCGGCUGCCAAAAACCUUAGGAACAUUGCCGAGAAGAGUCACGAAGAGACCAAAUCAAAAUGAUUUAGGAAUCGAGCUGCAGAAACAAAUCGAUGCAUACACAUAUAAAUUAUACGGAGAGAAAGAGGGAGCGAGAGAACAGGGGAAAUGUGAUAUUAAUUAUCUGAAUUUUUAUGUACAAUUUAGGGUAAAAUGCUGUUGCUGCUGGUUUUGCAUGAGGUCGUCGAAUGAUGGAGGAGUAGAGGAAUGUCCGCCUUGAACAUUUUUUUUAUACAUAUAAAAACGCACAUGUGAUUCGUCGAGUCAUUGCCUUCAUAUUUUUUUUUACCAAUUACGUCAGAACGAACGUAACAAGGAAAAGUCUACUUACCAAUAUAAAUUACCGAGAUUUCUAAACGAUAUAUACAUAUAUUUUUUGUAAUAAA
Nicrophorus vespilloides is the source of this 4347-nucleotide messenger RNA. Its product is annotated as probable multidrug resistance-associated protein lethal(2)03659. Gene Ontology annotation, molecular function: ATP binding; ABC-type transporter activity; ATP hydrolysis activity. NCBI's taxonomy places the organism in Eukaryota, Metazoa, Arthropoda, Insecta, Coleoptera, Silphidae. The record is from RefSeq and is a predicted model, not a curated record. Bases 110 to 3985 code for a protein of 1291 amino acids. Gene Ontology annotation, biological process: transmembrane transport. Gene Ontology annotation, cellular component: membrane. The transcript has 7 exons.